CAAGACACGCUCCUCAGUCUCUCCCUUCUAUCGACACCCAGCCUCUGCGCUCAUCCCUGACCUCGAUUAUCACAGUUGCUACGAUAACUGCCGGCAUCGCAGCGACCCAAACCACUGCUCCCAGACCCACCGGAGCUAUUCGGGCGGCCAGAACGGCUCCCCCAUGACCCCUCACGAACCUGUCGCUCAGGCGCCGGCCCGCAUCCAAUCCUGUGACUCGUAUACCCAUGAGAUGCCGGCCGACUCGCAAGCCCAGGUCCAUUUCUCGGAUGCCUGCCAAGACGGCUGCACAACCCUCUACCCGGAGAAUGCCCGGGCUACUCAGAGCGCCCACAGACUCCAUCACCAGACGCACCCGCACCCGCACCAUCCCUUUCACCAAUCUCAGUUCGAUGGAUGCCAUUCCGGCACGUCCGGGCUCCCGUUUCCUGUCGACAACAGCCAGUACACCGGCGCGCCAACCCGCCCGGCGAGCGAGCCUCUCAUGCCGCCCAGCCCGUCGCCCGACCUGUCGUCGCUACCAUCUCCACAGAGCACCAUCGAUGACGACUUUGGUGCAAGCCCGCUGCUGUCUUCUCCCACCAGCAGCACCGAGGUCGCGACCGAAGUCGAGAUCGGUUCACCGCGACCGUACGAGUGCCCGACCUGCCAUAUCCGGUUCCAGCGCCGCCAUGAUCUGAAUCGUCACUGCAACAUUCACUCGAAGGAGCGACCGUUUUUCUGCUCUCGCUGCCAGCGCCGGUUCGUCCGCCGAGAUGCCCUCAGGCGUCAUCAGCGGAUGAAGAACGAGACCCGCCGGUUCCGAUGCGUCGCAACACCGCAGUGAGCGUCGCCUCGUUGUCCCUCGGCCACCGCCAGCAGGAUGUCUGCGCUCCAAAGCAGGCCUCGAUCCUCAGCCCCGCUCCGCUGCUCUGGUACACAUUCCCGUUCCACAUCAUUUCCUCUGGCGAGUGCGCCUCUCCCCCACCACCGUCUGCGCCCAGCCCAUUGCAUGUACUUGCCAGCAUACCAUCUUUCGUCUGCAUUUCUUUGGCCCUCUCUAAAGCAACAGUAACAACAGUAACAACACCAAUAGCUCUCUGAUAGAAUCAGCACCGAAACCAUAGUCAGUCAGAUCGCUUUUCUUUUCCUUCUCUCCGUUUUUUUGUAUUGGCAUGCUUUCUGUUGUAAAAAAAAAAGUGGAGAUCCCCUGGUCUCCAGCAACAGAUCAAUAAACAACAUGCUGUAGUGACACCGCUCGCUCUUGGCCUCG
Molecule: messenger RNA, 1252 nt
Organism: Polychytrium aggregatum
Lineage: Eukaryota; Fungi; Chytridiomycota; Chytridiomycetes; Polychytriales
Exons: 2
Coding region: 164-826 (220 amino acids)
Source: RefSeq, a predicted model, not a curated record